Messenger RNA from Cryptosporidium muris RN66, 1248 nucleotides. RefSeq names its product hydrolase, alpha/beta fold family protein. The transcript has a single exon. The coding region runs from base 1 to 1248 and encodes 415 amino acids. The record is from RefSeq and is a predicted model, not a curated record. NCBI's taxonomy places the organism in Eukaryota, Apicomplexa, Conoidasida, Eucoccidiorida, Cryptosporidiidae.
AUGUCAAGGAAAUUUUUACAUCUGGCAUUAGCUUAUAUUUUUGCAUAUUUAGGGACUGUAACUGUUUUCUGUGAUGAUAUACCAGCUGACUUUUACUAUGAAAAGAGAUCAGAAAUAACACUUUCUCAAGGUACUGUUAACUACCAAUUACACGAAAAUUCUACAGAUGGUAUAGUCACAGUUUGUCUGCAUUGUUAUAUUGGUACUUUAUCUGACUGUUCAUAUAUUUCUAAGUAUCUUAGCAGUGAGGGAUUUAGAGCACUUAGAUUUGACUUUUAUGGCCAUGGAUUGAGUAAUUAUAAAGGGUUUGGUUAUUAUACUGAAUAUGAUUAUGUUGAACAGAUCGUGGAAAUAUUACAAAGACUUGGUUUAGCAGAUAUUAAGAAUAACCCAAAUGAUAAAAUAAAUCUUAUUGGUACAUCUCUUGGUGCUUUGAUAGCAAUGAAUUUUGCAAUAAUGUACCCAGAAAAUGUGAAGACCCUUAUAUUAGAUGCUCCUCCUGGUUUGAGAACAAAAGUUUUUGCCCCAUAUUUGCGUUAUAAAAUUGUGAAUUAUCCACUGCAAUUAAUAGCUAAUAUAUUUAAACCUAAAUGGGCUGCAUAUCAAUUUUUAAAUCCACCAACAGAGAACUAUAUUAGUCCCAAACUUGAUUUUCGUGCAACAUAUUAUGGUCGCCAAAUUAUUCUUACAUCUCUCCAAGUACUACUUGGUAUAGAUUUAUGGUAUAAUGUUGAGUUAUUUGAAAAGUUAGGACAAACUGAUAUAGAUGUACUUUUCUUUUGGGGAACUGAAGAUCGUUUAUGUCCAUUAUCUGAUGCUAUUGUAACUUUAAACAAAUACUUAGCAGAUUCAAAGAUUUUAUUAUAUGAGAAUUGUAAGCAUAGAUGUAUGAAAUACUGCAAAGUGAAGUUUGCUAAUGAUGUAUUAUCUUAUCUGAAGGAUUUGGACUUAGAAUUUUACACUAUAAAUCAAUUAAUGACUAAUUUCGCAAAUACAGGGUCAUUAAGAAUAAAUAAGUCAAACAUACGAGGAAUUUUAGAAUCAUCAAAGCAAGAUGAUUGUAAUGAACCUGAAAAUUUCGUGCAACUUUUGUCAGAAGAUUAUUCAACAUCAGGAGAUUCAGAGAAUAAGAGUAUAAAAGAAGAAUCAGUAAUUUCAAGUAAUUCGAAUAAUGUAACCGAGUUAACAUGCAAAUUAAUAGAUGAGGAUAAUAGAAGUAAUCAGAAGAAUUCAUUUGGCAAGAUCUAA